AUCGUUGCAGAACACCGAAAUGUCCUCCUUUUUGGCUGGCACAACGAUCUCUUCUUCUCUUCCUUCGCCACAAUUCUCUCCUUCUAAUCUCCUUCUCCGAUUGUCCCUCUUGAUUCCCCUUUUCAAAUUCCCCCUUAGUCGUAAAUUUGAGAGUAGAGCACCGAGCAGGCUUCUUCUAAUCUUUUUAUUCUGAUUCUUCCCAAUUGAAACCCGAGAAGAGUACUGAUUUUGAGAGGUAAGCAUCGUACUCUCUUUUCCCUCUAAUUGGCAUCUAAUUUUUGUUGUAAGUUCCUUAAUUUUGUAACACCAAAGAAAAUCUGUGUAACAGUGAGUGUGAUGAGACUGUUUUAAUUUUUACUACAUCAGAAUUUUGUAAUUUUUAUUAUUUUAUUUUGUAAUUUUUAUUUUUUUAGUAGGGUUUCUUUUCUCUCUAAUUUAGGGACGAAAAAAAAAUUAAUGUCAUUACUUGAAGUAUGCUGCUUGAAUCUUGGAAAGCAUUCUCUAAUUGCUCUGUCUUCUUAUCAAUAAUGAGCAGGAUCAGAAUGUUGAGUGACAAAAUUUAAAAAAACAAAAUUUAAUUGAUUAAAACCUUCAAUUGUUGAUAAUCAUAUGAGUUCUUAAAGCUGUAGGCCUUGUGAGUUGCUAAUUAAAAUCAGCAGUUGCGCUCUUAUUAGGUCAAUUAUUCUAUUAAUUAAAUUCAUAUAAUUAUAUAUUUAAAUACCACCAUACUGUUCAAUAGCGGCUGCUUCGCUAUCUGUUACACUAUCAGAGUGGAUUUUUGCCUUCCUGCUAUUGGCUGCUAUCCGCUAUUGAUAACCCUGUUUUUCCAAUAUGUGGUAAUUGUAUUUUAUAUCGCCUUAGGUGAUUUAUCCCACUUCAUUGGGCUUUCAUGGAUAGGAUCGGGCUUUGACUUAGUUGUACAAUUUAAACUGCAAACCAAUUGAACCCAAAACAACUUCAUCCUAUCAUCUCGUGGAAUGGAUAGACUCAAGGAGCUCCCCUAAUUCUAAUUCUAAUUGCAAUUCUAAUUCCAAUUCUAGUUCUAAUUCUAACUAAUUUUUUCAAAGAAAACAACACGAAGCCAAGGUUGGUAGGUGGCCUCCUCUUCGCCAACGCUAAUUCAUAGUCAAUCUUCUUGUUGAAUUCUAUAAUUAAGGUAUUUCAUCUAC
This is a messenger RNA of Rubroshorea leprosula, 1169 nucleotides long. The record is from the annotation of a GenBank genome assembly. Lineage: Eukaryota; Viridiplantae; Streptophyta; Magnoliopsida; Malvales; Dipterocarpaceae.